Messenger RNA from Gossypium arboreum, 1812 nucleotides. RefSeq names its product plant UBX domain-containing protein 2-like. Gene Ontology annotation, molecular function: protein binding. Lineage: Eukaryota; Viridiplantae; Streptophyta; Magnoliopsida; Malvales; Malvaceae. Gene Ontology annotation, biological process: defense response to fungus. The transcript has 4 exons. The coding region runs from base 176 to 1573 and encodes 465 amino acids. The record is from RefSeq and is a predicted model, not a curated record.
AUGGACAAUUCAAAGUGUGGGUGGGGUCCAUUAUCCGUUCCAUCUGCCAAUUACAUCUACCUAUUCUUAACAGUUAAGAAAUUAAAAAAUUCUGUUAUCGGCGAAAGACCAAUUGAUCCUCCGAGAUAAGUUUGGAGCUUCAAACCAAAAAGGACAUUUACCCAGAGAAAUAAUAAUGGAUGAAAUGAAAGGCAAAUGGAGUGGAUUCAUGAAGAAAGUCAACAACCAAUUUUCAUCAUCUGGGAAUUUCAAGGGCCAAGGUCGAGUCUUGGGUUCCUCUUGUUCUGGACCUGUUAACCCCAUCCUUACCCGUCCCUCCCCACCUCACACCCCUUCUCCCAAGCCUAUUCCUCCCUCAUCUUCUUCCUCCUCUUUGACUUCCAAGCCUUCUUUGCCCUCUAAAUCUUCAAAUUCCGAUCAAAACACGCCCAGCAAUCUUGAACCACCUCGGAAGCCGGAAAACGGGUUCGAUCCUUACGGUUCAUUGAUCACUUCUAGCAAGGUAUCCAAAAAUGGAUUCACCUUGAAUAUGUUUGAGUGUCCGAUCUGUGGUGCUCCUUAUGUGUCUGAGGAGGAGGUAUCUAAACAUGUAGAAACUUGUAUUGAGAUCAAUUCGUCCAAUAGAGAAGGCAGUGACACAGAUGCGGGAUCGAAUGAGAACGAGUUACAAGAGUCCUCAGGGAUUGAAUUGGAGGUUUGCAUUGGUUCAUAUAUUUCAGGGAACCCACCAGACGGAUCAGUUCAGGUUUUUCUUAGGUUGUUGAGGAACAUAGUUAAGGAACCUGGGAAUGACAAGUUCAGGAAGAUUCGGAUGAGUAAUCCGAAGAUAAGGGAAGCAAUUGGCGAGGUCUCUGGAGGAGUUGAGCUGUUGGAGCUUGUUGGAUUUGUGUCGAAGGAAGGAGGAGGGGAAAUGUGGGCAGUCAUGGACGUUCCUAAGAAGGAGAUGAUUACUUUGAUGAACAAGGCAAUAAUGUUGUUGGAACAGGAGAAGAUAGAAGAAGGUAACAAGAGUGAGAAAGAGGAAAUGGUUGAGCCAAAGAAGAUUGACAGACAGAUCCGGGUCUUCUUCUCUGUACCUGAGAGUGUAGCAGCAAAAAUCGAGCUACCGGAUUCUUUCUACAGCCUAUCAGCUGAAGAGGUGAAAAGAGAAGCAGAGUUGAGAAAGAAAAAGAAUGCAGAAUCACAGCUCUUAAUCCCUAAAUCUUUCAAGGAAAAGCAGGCAAAAGCAGGCCGAAGGAGGUAUAGAAGAACAAUGAUUCGCAUCCAGUUUCCUGAUGGAGUGGUUCUUCAAGCCGUUUUUGCACCUUGGGAGCCAACUAGUUCUCUCUACAAGUUUGUCAGCUUAUCACUGAAAGAACCGUCCUUGGAGUUUGAGCUGUUGGAUCCUGUACUGGUUAAACGGAGGGUGAUCCCUUCUUUUCCUGCAGCUGGACAGAAAGCCCGAACGCUAUACGAUGAGGAUUUGGUGCCUUCAGCCCUUAUAAAGUUCAAACCUAUUGAAACUGAUUCAGUGGUGUUUACAGGGCUAUCGAAUGAACUGUUGGAACUGAGUGAACCGCUUGUAACCAAUUGAAACAUCUCUGGCAACCUUUCUCUAUUGAUUGGGGGAAAAACUGCAAAUUCUUUUAUUUUUUUUCAAAGCUGUGAAUUCCUGAUGUUGUAAUUUUGUUUCAGCAAAGGCUGAUUCUUUGGCUCCAUUUGAUUUGUAAUCAGUUAGAGGACUUGUCAAACAACAGUUAUGUCCCCUUGGGGUGGCCUCGGUCCACUUGUUUUUGGGUUUAUAAUAAAUUCAUUUCGUUUCAUUCCAUUUCA